Molecule: messenger RNA, 1675 nt
Organism: Arvicola amphibius (Eurasian water vole)
Lineage: Eukaryota; Metazoa; Chordata; Mammalia; Rodentia; Cricetidae
Gene: Izumo4
Product: IZUMO family member 4
Exons: 8
Coding region: 34-636 (200 amino acids)
Cellular component (GO): nucleus
Source: RefSeq, a predicted model, not a curated record
GCGCGGCUGGACGGCGCGGCGCUGGUGGCGCCGAUGGAUGGGCACGACCGGCCCGGCCAGUUCAUGGCGUCGCUGCUGUGCCUGGGCAUGACAGCGGCGCUGGCCCUGGGCUGCCUGCACUGCGACCCCAAUUUCUCGAAGAAGUUCUCCUUCUACCGCCACCACGUGAACCUCAAGUCCUGGUGGGUUGGUGACAUCCCCGUGUCAGGAGUGCUGCUCACUGAGUGGAGCCAGAACACGAUGAAGGAACUACACCUGGCCAUUCCCGCCGAGAUCACCCGGGAGAAGCUGGAUCAAGUGGCAGGAGCCGUGUACCAGAGGAUGGACCAGCUGUACCAGGGGAAGAUGUACUUCCCAGGGUAUUUCCCCAAUGAGCUGCGGGCCAUCUUUCGGGAGCAAGUGCGCCUCAUCCAGAACGCCAUCAUAGAGAGCCGCAUCGACUGUCAGCGUCACUGUGGCAUCUUCCAGUAUGAGACCAUCUCCUGCGUCAACUGCACAGACUCACGUGUUGUCUGCUUUGGUUACUACUGCAAGUCAUCAACACAGUGGCAGUCAGCUGUACAGGGUCUUCUGAGUUACAUAAAUACCUGGCACAACUUACAGAGACCCAGGAGGACUUUGCCCCCUCCCCCUUGAGGGUCUCUAAAGCUCAUCUGGAGGAAGGGGGCAGACCAUCCUGGCUGAAGGGUCUUCAUGAAGUCUAGGGUUACCAAGUUGAUGGCAGACCCGGAGGGUCUAAUCGCUGCCCUGUUCUAUUUCAGUCAGGAUACAGGCACGAGGUAAGACAGGCCUUCCACAGGGGAGGGAUGAGUGCAGGGAUCGGGUGAAGUCUUUGGGUCAGUGACAGUGGGAGGGCAUUCUGGGCAGGGCUGUGUGCCUGUGGGCACACUGGAUGAAUAUAAUCACACCAUCACACCGCCCUGUGUGACCACUGCAUGAACUGUGCUGUCCUUCUUUAUGGCCUCGCCUUGGAUGUGCAGAACCACCCCAGCCUUGUGAGUGACCCAGGGAAUAAGGCAACAAAGCAGCAGGUGGCCUGGGGGGAGAACAGACUCCAAAGUCAAGUGACCUCUUUGCCACAGAUCCUCCCAUAUCCUAUUAAGACCUAUCAUUGUGGGUGUUGGGGAGGGUGGAUAACCCCAACACUUUAGGACUUAAGAACAGGCAGGAAGCAAAACAGAACAAAAAGACAGGGAUUUAGUAGUGCAUACCUAUUAAUCCCAGCCUUCUAGGAAGCCUCUGAGAUAGGAGAUCUCAAGUAGAGGGUCAGCUUGAAGUAUAUUAAUGGGUCAUGAAAAGCAGCCUGGGAAGGGAGGCAGGAGGGAAUAAGCAGACAAAUGGGCUCAGGGCACCUCUUCCUCCUCCCCUGAAGCCUUUCACCAAGUAUAAGGUGUCUGGAAGUGCAGCACUUCGUGAACCUGACUUUGGAAAAUGCCUCUGAGUGUCUGACCCAGCAUUGAUGGCGCUGCUCAGCCCCAGUAUUAGCGGGGGCCAGGACUCAGCUACAACAGUUGCCUGUUCCUCCAGGAGAGGCCAGCUGCUACCUGCCUCUGGUCACCCCAUGGAGCCCAGGCUGGGCCGGGGCUGGGGAAGCAGGGAGAUGGGCUUGUGUAUGGAUGGCGGGACCCCUGGGCAGGGCCCCCAGAGAUAUUUUGAUUAAAGUGUCCUGACAUUU